Messenger RNA from Dovyalis caffra, 3621 nucleotides. Lineage: Eukaryota; Viridiplantae; Streptophyta; Magnoliopsida; Malpighiales; Salicaceae. The record is from the annotation of a GenBank genome assembly.
AUGGUGAAGAUGUCCUCACAGCCCCAAGUGCGUGUGAUGGAGGUGGAGGAAAACAAGAGUAAUAAUGAUAGUAUUGUUGUAGAUGAGAACGAAAAGAAAGAGAAGAAGAUCAUUGAUAAACCUUUUCCAUUUCAUAAGCUGUUGAGCUAUGCUGAUGCGGUAGAUUGGCUACUUAUGGCACUAGGAACCUUGGGUUCUAUCGUCCAUGGCAUGGCUCAACCCAUAGGGUAUCUCUUGCUAGGUAAAGCCCUCAAUGCAUUUGGAAACAACAUCGGGGACGAUGAUGCAAUGGUUAAAGCCCUGAACAAGGUAAUUCCGUUCGUGUGGUACAUGGCCAUCGCCACCUUUCCAGCUGGAAUACUGGAGGUCGGAUGCUGGAUGUAUGCAAGUGAAAGGCAGUCAGCACGAUUAAGAUUAGCAUUCCUUAAAGCAGUCCUUAGCCAGGACAUUGGGGCUUUCGAUACGGAUUUAACAGGUGGAAAAGUCAUCACUGGAGUCACUAACCACAUGAGCAUCAUACAAGACGCAAUUGGGGAGAAGACCAUUGCUCAAAUCAGAACAGUUUUUGCAUUUGUUGGGGAGAGUUAUGCAAUCAAAACUUUUUCAGAGAGCAUGGCCAAACAGCUUUCUAUAAGCAGAGGGGAAGCACUGGUAAAAGGAGUUGGAAUAGGAAUGUUUCAGACAGUAACGUUCUGCUCUUGGGCAAUCAUCAUAUGGGUUGGUGCCAUUGCAGUCAAAUCCAAGAGGGCACAAGGCGGAGACGUCUUAGCUACAAUUAUGAGCAUUCUCUUUGGAGCUAUAGCACUCACUUAUGCUGCUCCAGACAUGCAAAUCUUCAAUCAGGCAAAAGCUGCAGGAAAUGAAGUUUUCGAGGUCAUCCAAAGGAAGCCUCACAUAACUUAUGAUUCAAAAGGGAAGACUCUCGAUAGAAUGGAUGGCAAUAUUGACAUACGUGACGUACACUUUUCAUACCCAACCCGGCAGGACGCACUGAUACUAAAGGGAUUUUCAUUGUCAAUUCCAUCUGGAAAAAUGAUUGCGUUAGUGGGAAGUAGUGGAUGCGGAAAGAGUACCAUUAUUUCCCUAAUCGAAAGAUUCUAUGAUCCCUCCAGAGGGGAGAUCCUCAUCGACAAUCAUAAUAUUAAGGAUCUUGAUUUGAAAUUUCUGCGAAGGAACAUAGGAGCAGUUUCCCAAGAACCGUCCCUUUUUGCAGGGACAAUCAAGGAUAACUUAAUGGUAGGAAACAUGAGUGCUGAUGAUCAAGAGAUUGAAAACGCAGCUGUGAUGGGAAAUGCACAUUCCUUCAUUUCUGAACUACCAAAUCGGUACUCAACAGAGGUGGGCCAAAGGGGAUUCCAAUUAUCCGGGGGUCAAAAGCAGAGAAUUUCCAUAGCAAGAGCCAUUCUCAAAAAUCCUCCAAUUCUUUUGCUUGAUGAAGCCACAAGUGCACUUGAUUCAGAAUCAGAAAAGCUGGUUCAAGAUGCCCUUGAGAGGGCUAUGCAAGGAAGAACAGUCGUCUUGAUUGCACACAGGAUGUCAACUAUUAUUAAUGCAGAUGUGAUUGCAAUUGUAGAGAACGGACAAGUUACUGAGACGGGAACACACUGCAGCUUACUAGGGACCAGUAAGGUGUAUAGUAACCUUUUUAGCAUGCAGAACAUCAGCCCAGCUAAUGACACAAGAACUGCAGAUUUUGAAGAACCAGCAAGUACCAACCAAAAGCUUUUAUCUGCAGAACUUCAUCAACAUGGAGAACGUAAAGAUCCGGACAAGCACAUUCCCAAACCUCUGAAGCAAGAGGACAAGAAAGAUAGAGAGGAAGCUACUCCAUUCUUCAGAAUAUGGUUUGGCUUGGAACAUAAAGAUCUUGUAAAGACGGCCAUUGGCUCUGUUGCAGCAGCUUUCUCUGGUAUCUCAAAGCCCUUUUUCGGAUACUUCAUUAUAACAGUUGGAGUAACAUACUACAAGAAACAUGCAGCGCGCAUAGUUGGUUGGUAUUCAAUCAUGUUUUCUCUAAUAGGACUCCUUUCAUUAUUCACGCACACCUUGCAGCACUACUUCUUUGGAGUAGUUGGAGAGAAGGCAAUGACCAACCUCAGACAAGCUUUAUAUUCAGCCAUAAGUGCGCAAAUUAAGCCUGCUUUUACAGGUGUUCUACGCAAUGAAUUGGCAUGGUUUGAGAAACCUGAGAACAGUGUUGGUUCACUUACUUCUCAGAUCAUCGAUGAUACCUCCAAGGUCAAAGUCAUAAUUUCUGAUCGCAUGUCAGUAAUUGUCCAAUGUCUCUCCUCCAUUCUGAUUGCAACAAUUGUUAGCAUGUUUGUCAACUGGAGAAUGGGUCUGGUAGCUUGGGCAGUGAUGCCUUGCCAUUUCAUAGGUGGACUAAUUCAAGCCAAGUCUGCCAAAGGAUUUUCAGGUGACUCUGCUGCUGCACAUUAUGAACUUGUUGAACUUGCUUCUGAGUCCACAGCCAACAUAAGAACCAUUGCAUCAUUUUGCCAUGAAGAGCAAAUUCUCAAGAAAGCCGAGAUAUGUCUGGAAAAUCCAAAGAGGAGGAGCAGGAAAGAAAGCAUUAAGUAUGGGCUCAUUCAGGGCGUCUCCCUUUGUUUAUGGAAUAUUGCACAUGCAGUUGCUCUGUGGUACACAACACAUUUAGUUGAUAAACAUCAAGCCACCUUCUUAGACAGCAUAAGAUCAUACCAGAUUUUCUCUCUUACAGUACCUUCAAUCACAGAAUUAUGGACACUGAUUCCCACUGUCAUCUCUGCCAUUGGUGUACUGACUCCUGCAUUCGAAACCCUUGACCGGAAGACUGAAAUUGAACCAGAUGUUCCAGAGAACCCAGAUCUUGGAAAGAUCUUGGGAAGAAUUGAAUUUCAGAACAUCCAAUUUAACUACCCAUUACGACCAGAAGUGACAGUUCUCCACAACUUCAGCUUACAAAUUGAAGCUGGAUUAAAGAUGGCGCUUGUUGGGCCAAGCGGAUCUGGAAAGUCCUCAGUUUUGGCCAUUCUGCUAAGAUUCUAUGAUCCUAGGGAAGGAAGGGUUCUGAUUGAUAAGAAGGAUAUAAGAGAAUACAAUCUGAGAAAGUUGAGGAGACAAAUAGGGUGGGUGCAACAAGAGCCACUUCUUUUUAGCUCCUCAAUCAGAGACAAUAUCAUCUACGGGAAUGAAGGGGCUUCUGAAACUGAAAUUGUGAAGGUAUCAAGGGACGCAAAUAUACACGAGUUUGUGAGUAAUUUGCCUGAUGGAUAUGAUACAGUUGUAGGGGAGAAGGGCUGCCAACUUUCGGGUGGACAAAAGCAACGGAUAGCCAUUGCUAGAACCCUACUAAAAAGGCCUGCAAUUUUGCUCCUGGAUGAAGCAACGAGUGCCCUCGACACUGAGUCUGAAAGAUCUAUAGUGAAUGCUUUGGGAUCAAUAAACCUGAAUGACAACAGGGGCUCAGGAUACACAACCACACAGAUUACAGUUGCACACAGGCUUUCUACAGUUAAAAACUCAGAUGCUAUAGUCGUAAUGGAUAAAGGUGAGAUUGUUGAGAUGGGUAGCCACUCGGCUCUAAUAGUGGCAUCUGAUGGAGUAUAUUCGAGAUUACACCAGCUCCAGAACUUAACAUGA